This is a messenger RNA of Ceratosolen solmsi marchali, 3135 nucleotides long. Its product is annotated as protein translocase subunit SecA-like. NCBI's taxonomy places the organism in Eukaryota, Metazoa, Arthropoda, Insecta, Hymenoptera, Agaonidae. Gene Ontology annotation, biological process: protein import; intracellular protein transport; protein targeting. The transcript is spliced from 9 exons. Gene Ontology annotation, molecular function: ATP binding. Bases 1 to 3135 code for a protein of 1044 amino acids. Gene Ontology annotation, cellular component: membrane. The record is from RefSeq and is a predicted model, not a curated record.
AUGGGCCAGAAAAGAGACGCGGACGAGAAUUUAAAGAGCUGGGAGCAGUUGAUGUCGGAGCUCGUUCUGGACGUGCAAGAAUCCGGCGAGGAAGUCGAGUCAGUGGACCAAUCGAAGGCGAACAUAAGCGAGAGCUUCGCGAGGAUAAAAGAACAUUACGACAAAUGGGCGACGAGGGGUAUCCCCGAGAUUGGCGUUUACGCGAGCGCCUGCAAGGCCAAGGAGAGGAUCUUCGACGCCGAUGAAAUAAGCGAGGCGAUCGCGGUGAUGGACCGAGCGAACGAGUUGGCCACCGGUGGUCAGCGGCUUCGGGCGCCCCAAAUACUCUCGGUCCUCAUCUUUAUCAACACGGCCGUCUCUUAUCGGGGGAAGCUCUGCCAGAUCGAGAGUGGCGAAGGUAAGACGGUAAUAGUCUCGCUCCUCGCUACAAUAAUGAUCCUGCAGGGUGAGAAAACGAUCGAUGUCAUAACGAGCAACGGCCUUCUCGCGCAAGAUGGCGUAAACAGUAGAAAGUCAUUUUACUCGAUAUUCAACAUAAGCGUCGAUACGAAUAGAACGGACAAAAGCUAUGCCCAGGGCUCGAGGAAGUGCUACCAGGCCGACAUAGUCUACGGGAGCAUAAGCGACUUUCAAUUUGAUUAUUUAAGGGACACGGCGGAGGGCUUGGGGACGAUGAGCGGACGUCAAUUCGGUCGCGUCAUACUCGACGAAGUGGACAACAUGUUGGUGGACAAUGGCCGACACAUAGCGAAAAUAUCCACCCCCUUUCCCGGCAUGGAGAAUCUCAAAUACAUUUACCUGAGAAUCUGGAGCGAAUUGUUGAUCGUCGAGUCGGAACUAAUGGACGAUUUCCAAGAGAGGCUGAAGGAAUUUUCAGUUUAUGAUAAUUCCAAGGAGAUGGCCGUUCGGGAAUUCGUCAAGAUUUUCGACGCGUCGAUGAUCGGCCGCAUGGAGGAGCGAAUGAAGGAAAACUUGAAGGACUUGAGCAUGAAAUUCGUGCCGAGCCACUGUCUACGAUACGCCGAGGGCAUGAUCCCCAAGUGGAUCGGGAACGCGAUUCGGGCCCGCUACUUCAUCCACGAGAACGAGCAGUACUCGGUGAAGGAGGUGGAGGGGCAGCUGGUGAUCGUCCCCGUCGACUAUAGCAACACGGGCGUCACCCUGAAAAACACCGUCUGGUCCUACGGGCUUCAUCAAUUCGUCCAGAUGAAGCACAACCUGCGGCUCACACCCGAGAGCCUCACCAGCAGUUGCGUCUCAAAUUACGCCUACAUUGGCAAGUACGGGAACAAGAUAUUUGGGCUGACGGGGACACUGGGCUCGAAGGCCGAGCAGGAGCUCCUCUCCUCGAUCUACAACAUCGAUUACGCCCGGGUACCGAGCUACAAGGUCAAGCUGUUCCGAGAGUACGAGGGGAUCGUCGUGCCGGACGAUGACUGGAGCAUCGAAGUCGUCCUGACGACUAUUGGACUGAUUCGCAGUACCGGACGAGCGGUUCUGAUAAUUUGUAAGACGAUAGCCGAUCUCCUGCAACUCGAGGAGCUAUUCGAUUCGACGAAGGAUCUGCCCUGGGACUGCAAGAUCCGGCUAAAAAAGUUCCAAGACGAGGACAUGGCGGCCGUGACGCAGGAGAUCGUAGCUCCCGGAGAUGUGAUCGUGGCGACGAAUAUAGCCGGUCGCGGUGCCGACUUCAAGACCUCGUCCGAGCUCGAGGAGAUGGGCGGCCUCCACGUAUGCGUCGGCUUCUGUCCGGAUAACGAGAGAGUCAAGGAUCAGGCGUACUUCCGCACCUCGAGGCAGGGAAAUCGCGGCUCGGCUCAGCUCCUCGUCCGCGAGAGCGAAAUAAAAAAGCUCAACAUCGACACGACGAAUCCCGAGGCAAUUGACUUUGGCGAAAUCAAUCGGAGAAUCGACAUAAUGGAGGUGGAGAGGCUAAGCGACAUCAAGAGGUCCAAGGUUGACGUGCUGAGGUACGAAGACGCUCUUUUCGCGCUUUUCUCCGAUCUUUGUCAAGAAUUGAAGAACAAUAAUGUGAUAACCUGGGGCCACUCGUACUUGAUGAAGGAUCUUAAGGAGUUCUGGGCCUUCUGGCUGGAGAAUCAGAAUUUCGAGGGAAAGAAAUUUUCAAUGAAAGAGGCCAGUUUUGUAUUCUACAAAUUUAAGAAUCACGAGCUGACGAGAAAAAUAAUCGAUGGAGCGAUAUCCCACAAUCCAUUUUAUGGUGUUUUGCAAGCCGAUUUUUUCCUUAAAAAUGACGAAAUGGAGAAAGCAAAGGCCGCCCUGGUCAACGCCAUCUGUUUGAGUAAAAAUGCUAAUGUUAUGUACCCAGCAUUUAUCACGCUUUUUGACUCGACCAUCGAAGAGAAAGGCCCCUUACUAUCCAAAUUCCGAAGCUUUCUAUACAAAGUCUUCACGAGCGAGUCCCACGUGGGUGAGAAGUGGAGCAAAUACACUUCCGAGAUACUGGAAUAUUUGACGAUUGCCCAUACGGGACUGACUCAGGAGAUCAAUUAUUUAGAGAGUCAUUACUUCAAUGAUGAUUAUAAUGAGGACUUUAAGCGCUUAAUAACGUCGUCGGCAAAUCAGAAGGAGAAUUUACUGGUUAAGCAUUUGAUAGCUAAGCUUACUUGCUUGAAAGUUCAUCGCGGUAAUGUGGAUGCGUUGCUGGAGUAUCUGGAGGCCGCCGAGGCACAAAGCUUAAUCAUUAGCAAGCGAAUGUCUGAUUAUUUGAAAAAUUUCAAGCCCGAGACGAAAGAGGAGAAGCAAACAAAGAAUUUGCUGACGGAUCCCGAAGUUACGGAAUUAGGUGCUAAGGGGCUGAAAACGAUCUACAGCCUGAAGAAAAUAGCUAUCGUGCCGGAUUCGACAUUGGCAAAGGCGAAAACGCAGAUACUCGGAGCACUGACGCUCAUGGCCCGAGCAACCGCCUUUCCGCCCUUGAAUUUCGUCGUGGCAAACGUCGCCGGUGUAUUGGUGGCCGAAGCCGUCGCUUCGAUAGUCCUCGCUUUUUUCAAAGAGACCAAUAACAUCGACGAUCUGCUCGAGAAGACCGAGUACCUGAAAGGUAACACUUACCGAAAGAUCACCCUAGAUGUCUUUAGAGUCGACAAUUACCCCAACGGUCCUAAAGCUUAA